Molecule: messenger RNA, 1335 nt
Organism: Eremothecium sinecaudum
Lineage: Eukaryota; Fungi; Ascomycota; Saccharomycetes; Saccharomycetales; Saccharomycetaceae
Product: putative methyltransferase
Exons: 1
Coding region: 1-1335 (444 amino acids)
Biological process (GO): DNA damage response
Cellular component (GO): cytoplasm; nucleus
Molecular function (GO): phosphatase activity
Source: RefSeq, a predicted model, not a curated record
AUGUAUGAACGUUACACCACUGAUCUAGUUGGAACGUUUGGGGAGUAUACUGCUCGCGUUCGGUGGCCUACUAUCAUCCAAAACUCCAUUGAUGCAGUGACGGAUGAGACGCGCCCAAACAAAGAGGCCAUCCUAGAGGGUUUUAAAGGACUUCUAGAUGAGGUCGAUGCUGGUACACCGCUUAGGAAGUUUACAGAUAAGGAAAUUAAGGCCGGAUCGCUCUCUUCCAAAUUCAAUGAGUUUGUAGAAAACCAAAGCUGGAAACGGGCAGAAUGGCUGUCAUGUGAGAUUUAUCUAUAUGCAAGGCUUUACGCCAUCGUUCGAUUACAGAGUGGCUGGGAAGAUUUCGAUGUGUUUGACGUUGUUAAGCGCAAGACGUUCAAGCAAUCGGAGCACGGUGUGGUUGAAUUGGCCCUCUGGCAACAAAAAUUGGGAGGCAAGGAGAAGAUCGGCAAGCUUUCAAAAGAGGAAUUGCAUCUACUUUUUAUUGAGUAUCUAGAAGUCUCAUUAUGGGGCAAUGCGACAGAUCUUUCUCUUCUUACCGAUCUGACUUUAGACGACAUCCGUGCAAUUCAGGGCGAGGCGGCCAGAGCAGCGGCCCGCAAGCGGAUAAUAGUGGAUCAUUCUGAGAGGGCAUGGGAGACGUUGACCUCUAGUGAAGGCAAAAAGCGCGUUGAUUUUGUGCUGGAUAAUGCCGGCUUUGAAUUGUAUGCUGAUCUGGCCUUCGCUAUUUUCCUUCUAGACGCGGAUCUGGCUGACAAGGUGGUUAUGCAUGCCAAGACAACGCCAUACAUGGUCAGUGACACUAUGGUAAAGGAUUUUUAUCAAUUAAUUGAUGACUUAAAGAGCAAUGAGUUUUUUGCUUGCGAUGGAAGUGACGGACAUGAUCCUGUGGCUGCCAGAUCUUCUCUCAACUAUAUCGCUUCACGUGUAACUGCCGCUGUGGUUAAUGGUAAGCUGAAAGUUCGCGACCACUCUUACUGGACCGAACCAGAGGAUUUCUGGUCAAUUGUCCCGGGCCACGAGGUGCACUCUGAUCUCAGCAACUCUGCUUUGGUUAUAUUCAAGGGUGAUCUCAAUUACCGUAAGCUGACUGGGGACCGUAUAUGGCCUCCUGAAACACCAUGGACAGAGGCUAUUGGUCCUCUUGCUACGAAUGGACUGAAAAUACUCAGCUUACGUACUUGUAAGGCGGAUGUCAUUGCUGGUCUUGAACCUGGUGUAGAUGAGGCCCUUAGUGCCGAGUGGGUAAAAAAGGGCAAUGAACACGGUUCAUGGUGGAAAAGCUCAGGAAACUGGGCAGUCAUCUGCUUUUCAGAUGGCAAAGGUAAGUAA